This is a messenger RNA of Ficedula albicollis (Collared flycatcher), 1064 nucleotides long. It is a transcript of the gene RBFA, whose product is annotated as ribosome binding factor A (putative). The record is from RefSeq and is a predicted model, not a curated record. The transcript is spliced from 7 exons. NCBI's taxonomy places the organism in Eukaryota, Metazoa, Chordata, Aves, Passeriformes, Muscicapidae. Gene Ontology annotation, biological process: rRNA processing. The coding region runs from base 20 to 1009 and encodes 329 amino acids.
GGCCGGGGCCAGGGCAGCAAUGUGGGCCGCCCGGGCGGCCGCGGUGCCGCGGUGCUGCCGGGCCCUGCGCAGCUCCGCAGCCCUGGGCGGCCCCAGGAACCUGCUGCGGAAGAUGCUCCGCAAGAAUAAAAAGAAGUUCUGGUAUGACAGCCCUACCCUGGGAUCACAAACGUUGUAUAAACCAACCAAGCUGGACUUUUUAAUGAAAAAUGAUCUGACGAAAACAAGGAAAGAAGAUAACAUGCGCUGCAAAGUCUUGAAUGGUCUUAUUCAUAAAGCUGUGUUAGAGAUGGCGACUACCUGUGAAGUCAGUCAAGAAUUUUAUGAUCUCAAGCUGGAAAUCUGCAAGGUGUCCCUGUCAUCCAACUUUUCAGCGUGUCGUGUGUACUGGAACCCUGCUUCCGCUGUGGAGAAGGAAAGUUACAUUGAAAGCGUGCUGCGAAGGAGUGCUCCACGUAUCCGGUAUCUUCUGAAGAGUCAGCAGAUUGUAGGAAAUGUACCCCCAGUAGUGUUUAUAAAAGAUAAAGAAGCUGCAGCUGUAAAAGAGGUUGAGGACUUACUGGCAAUUGCUGAUUUUGGGCCUCCAGAAGAAGAAACAUCUCAAAAUGAUUCAAGUAAACUCUUUCCUUCAACAACUCAAUCUUCAGAUUCACCCAUGCGGCUUAAUCUGUUUGGUAUUGAUCAUGAACUGCUGAAUAAACAGAUAAUGGACUAUAAAAAAAUGAAAGCAUCAAGACAUACAGAAAACAUUGCCUGGACAGAGAAGCAGCAGCAGCAGCUUUAUAAGAUUCAAAAGAAAAUGAAAAAGAAAAAAGCAAGGAAUCCUCCUGACGAUGAUGAUGUUCUGCCACAGAAACACUUACUGGACAGUUGUGAAGCUGAUUACUGGGAUGACAACACUGAAUCAGCCUCAGACUAUGAGCUGCAGGAUGAAUUACUGGAAGAGGUGAAUGAAUUGGAGGUGGAUGAAGACAAAAUUUCAAGUCAGUCUACUGGUAAACUGAAAUGAAGUGAAAAAGCCACUCCCUUCAAAAUGAAGGCUGCCAAUAACAAAAAAAAAAAAA